CGGCCACGCGCGGCAGGAGAGGUCGAGGAGAUACGGAGGUCGGCGGGUGUCCCGAAGAGGCCGCCGUCGCAUCUCCGGCCGUCCGCGAUAGCCCUGUACGGCGGAAAACUACUAGUCCGCCGUCCAUCGCGGGGGGCCGCCGGCGCGGCAGACCAGAGCUCCUGCGGCAUCCAAUCUCUGCCCAUCAAAUUAGUGCUCGUUGCUCGGUAUGCUAGCACUGAGGACAACCUUAUAUUCAGUGAUACUUUGAUAGCUCUACAGUUGAUGCGCACACAGUUCCCAAAGCUAGAGAAGGUUGUAACACAGCCUUUCAUUUUACAGUCCCAAUUGUAUAGCAGCGUGAAGGACAGGACACAAGUUGAUAGAGAUUUGGAGUCACUGAAGAAAGACAGAGUACUCCGUGUAUUCAAACUCAAUACUGGGCAGGAUGACCAUGCAAUCAUGUUCAUGGAUGAUUAUCUUAAACAGAUGGAAUCUGCUGUCAGGAGGUCAACGGGUAAAAACAAAGAUGGUAGUGAAGUGUUUGAUUGGUUUGAGAAAUAUGUUCUGCGUUCGAAAUUGGAUGUUAGCAUUGAUCACCUAGAGCUGUGCUCACUGUUAUCACAUGGUGGUGAUGCAAGAGAUAAACAUAUCACCUUAUUGAUGAAUGCUGGUCUCCUGACACGCCAACUAAUAGAUCCAAACAUGUACUGGUUUUCUAUUCCAAGUAUUGGUCCUAUCUUGAAAGGCCUAUCCCAGGAAAAGGUGUUGAAGUUCCGCAAGGAGCUUUCUAUCAGCCUCCUCCGUCACAAUUUGAACAAGAGAAACCUUCCAUGCCGAGCAGCCGAGGAGGAGGAGGAGGAGGAGGAGGAGGAGGAGGAUGAUGAGGAGGGUUUUGUCAGUCACCAGGAAACGAGCAUGGACGAAUCUCAUGUCCAAGAUGCACGGGAAGAGGGGAUGGAAGAGACACAGAACAACCAGGUCGAACCUCAGGUCGGACCUCAGGUCAGUGGCCAGGAAGAAAGGAUGGAGAUCACACAGGACAACCCCGAAGAUGACCAAAAUGCGGAAGAUGCACGGGAAGAGAGGAUGGAAGAGACACAGAACAACCAGGUCGAACCUCAGGUCAGUGGCCAGGAAGAGACGAUGGAUUUUGAUCCAGGCAGUGACCAGGACAACUCCGUUCCUCGCCCCGAAGAGAUCACACCUCAUGCCCAUCACCUGGAAGAGCAAAAUGCAGGGGGCUGUCAAGAGAUCACACAGGACAACCCCGAAGAUGACCACCAAAAUGUGGAAGACCCCAAACCUCAUGUCUCUCAGAACGAACCUCAUGAUGACCACCAAAAUGCGGAAGACCCCAAACCUCAUGUCAGUUGCCAGGAAGAGAUCAUGGGUGUUGUCUCUCAGAACGAACCUCAUGAGAGCAUGGAUGUUGUAGAUGUUGUCAGUAACCCGAACAACUAUGUUCCUCACCAGGAAGAGACCAGGCAGGACAACCCUGAUCUUGACCUGGAAGAGAGAACACAGGACAACCCUGAUCUUGACCUGGAAGAGAGAACACAGGACAACCCUGAUCUUGACCUGGAAGAGAGCACACAAUCCCCCAAUUCAUCAUUAGCAGAUACACCAGUUCUGAAACCAGGCAGGAGGAUAUGUCUUGCUCCUAUCAAGUUUAAUGAUGUUGUUACUUUUGACGAACGUCAAUUCUUGUCUUCUAUCAGUUGUGACGAGGUCUACAAAUUAGUCAAAGCAGAAUGCAAUGAGACUGAGCUGUUGAAUGUGUGUGGGACUAGCAUCAAGGGGGGCGAACUUGUAAAGUUCUUUGAGGAAGGUGACAAUGGCCUGGGUGACAAUGGCCUGGGCAUUAUCAAUGCAUUUGUCAAAUGCCUCAAGGAUGACGAUAAGAGUAACGGCUACAUCAAACACAGAAUAAUUAUCCCUCCACAAGACUUGACCAGCGAUGGAGUUCUAGAAAGUAUUGCGAAAGUGCUUGCUGAUCAGGGAAUCAGACGUGAUGAGAGAAUCAGACCGGGAAAACCAAAGCAAAUAGAGCAGAUUUUCGUAUCUUCUCCUACCAUUCACCAGCAAGAAUGGUUUGUAUAUUUUGUCGAUGUUAGGAUGAAAGACCAGAUCUCUGUCGUGCACUGCAGCUUAUCGAAACAUGCUAAUGUGAUGGAAAACAAUGCUACUGUGAUGGAAAACAAUGCUAAAAUAUCCGCGGACCAGCUGGGCAAAGCCUUUGUGCAACAAGGCUGUAUCUCGCCAUUUUCUGAAAUCGCCAAAAUAAGGGUGUCGUUUACUUCUGUCAGUGCCAAGUUAAGAUACAGUGGUUUAGCAUCUAUGCUUGUCCUUGAGCGGUACAGUGGAUCUCAGCACGCCACGGAUGAUUUUUUUUUUUAGUAAUUCAAUAAGAAGUCAAAAAUUUCUGAUUCUUUUUUAAAAAACUUGACCUUUCAUUGUACUCGUGAGAAAAGUUCCACAAAAAGAAAAUUACUCUUUGACUUGUUUUCAAA
Triticum dicoccoides is the source of this 2492-nucleotide messenger RNA. RefSeq lists its product as uncharacterized. The annotation marks the transcript as partial. The record is from RefSeq and is a predicted model, not a curated record. The transcript has 11 exons. Lineage: Eukaryota; Viridiplantae; Streptophyta; Magnoliopsida; Poales; Poaceae.